UUUACAUUGGUCGGAAAUGUCUUCUUUUAUCCCUCAAACUAUAUUAAAAUUAUUCAUUGUAGUCUCCUUGUUUCAAUUUUCGUUGGCCGUUCGAAGGCUGACUGAACUGGUUCAAGACCAACCGGAGCUCUUGAAAUACCACGACGGCCCUCUCCUUACAGGCCGAAUCACAAUCAACCUGAUUUGGUACGGCAACUUCAAGCCUUCCGAGAGGGCCAUCAUCUCCGAUUUCGUAACCUCACUUUCGUCCAAGCCUUCACCGUCUCAAGAAACCCAACCCACGGUGGGUCACUGGUGGAGCACCGCCGAGAAAUACUACCAUCUUGAUUCUAGAAAACCGUCUCUUUCUCUGUCUUUGGGAAAACAGAUUCUCGACGAACAUUGUUCCCUCGGGAAGUCACUCAAGGACAAACAGAUCAUCGGGUUGGCCUCCAAGGGAGACCAAAAGGAUGCUAUUAAUGUCGUUUUGACGGCAUCCGAUGUUACCGUCGAAGGGUUUUGCAUGAACCAGUGUGGAACUCACGGUCACGUCACAGGCAAACUGUUCUCCAAAUUUGCUUACAUUUGGGUCGGGAAUUCCCAGACGCAGUGCCCUGGGCAAUGCGCUUGGCCAUUCUACCGACCAAUCUACGGACCGCAGUCCCCACCUUUGAUUGCACCGAACGACAAUGUGGGCCUUGAUGGUAUGGUCAUCAACUUGGGUAGCCUCUUUGCCGGAACCGUAACGAAUCCUUUCGGAAAUGGUUACUUCCAGGGACAGGCCGAAGCGCCAUUGGAAGCUUCGUCGGCUUGUCCAGGAAUUUAUGGCAAAGGGGCUUAUCCGGGAUAUGCCGGAAAGUUACUUGUGGACUCUUCAACUGGUGCUAGCUACAAUGCUAAUGGUGAACAUGGAAGGAAAUACUUGCUUCCUGCUUUGUAUGAUCCUGCUACAUUAUCUUGCAAAACGCUGGUCUAAACUUUUGAAGUCUAAACUUUUGAAGCAAUAGAAGCUGGUGUAUCAUGUAUGCACAUACCUAUAUCUCAGUAUGCAUUGGACAUAAACUUUGAAUAAAAAUAUUUGAAAAAAAAAAGAAAAAUAAAAACAAUAUGGGAUUACUGUUGGGAGAAGGU
Messenger RNA from Hibiscus syriacus, 1110 nucleotides. Its product is annotated as protein PHOSPHATE-INDUCED 1-like. The record is from RefSeq and is a predicted model, not a curated record. The coding region runs from base 17 to 955 and encodes 312 amino acids. NCBI's taxonomy places the organism in Eukaryota, Viridiplantae, Streptophyta, Magnoliopsida, Malvales, Malvaceae. The transcript is spliced from 2 exons.